GUUGCUAUGACACCGCCUCAGCCUCUGUAGACGCUUCGGAGUGAAGCAUUGUGGGAUACAUACAACAGAAGUAGUGGAAGAUGUGUUGAGCAGAAACACUCGAGUUAAAGUUUCACUGAUUAAACAACAUCAAGAUGAAGAGUGUUUUCAUCCUCGCCGACAAAGCCUGGGCAGGUUCUAACCUACUGUAUAAGUGGCAGAAAAGCCUCGGUAAUUAUAUCGCUAUUGCAGGACAAGACAACUCAGUGAAAAUAUUUGAUCGACAUGGACACAAGUGGACGGAACUCAACCUAGCAGGGCGCUGUGUGGGGAUGGACUGGGAUAAAGAUGGAGACAUUUUGGCAGUGAUAGCUACAAAAUCCAGCUUCAUCUACCUCUGGGAUGCCAGCGUCAAUAAAACAUCCCAGAUAGACAGCGGCAUGAGAGAUCAGAUGUCCUUCAUCUUGUGGUCAAAGACGGGCCCGCUGUUAGCAGUUGGAACAGUCAAAGGAAAUCUGUUGAUUUACAAUCAGCAGACCUCACGCAAGAUCCCUGUACUGGGUAAACACACCAAGAAGAUCACUUGUGGGUGCUGGAGCGCUCAGAACCUACUGGCUUUGGGAAGUGAUGACAACACUCUGAGCAUCAGCAAUCAUGAGGGCGACACCAUCAGACAGACAACCCUUCGCGGUGAGCCUGCUGAGAUGAACUUUUCAGUGAUGAAGACGGAUGAAAGAUCCGGGCAAGGAGAGAAUACUGUGAGUUUGUCUGUGGACAAGAAGAUACUGAUGCUCUUCAAUAUCAACGACCCUGAGAACCGGAUAGAGUUGACCUUCCAGCGCCACUAUGGAAACAUCGUGUCCUACCGCUGGUACGGUGAUGGGUAUAUUCUGAUUGGCUUCUCCCAUGGGUACUUUGUGGUUAUUUCCACUCACAUCAGGGAGAUUGGGCAUGAGCUCUAUCAGGCUCACAACCAUAAAGAUAGCCUCAACAGUGUGGCCAUCUCGCCAGCAUUAAACAAGGCUGCCUCCUGCGGGGACAACAGCAUAAAGAUCCACGAGUUGUCUGAGCUCAAAGAUAUCAGCAAUGUAAUUCGGCUGGAUGAUGAGACUAAAGGUCUGGACCAGCUGAACUGGACAGACGACGGCCAGCUGUUGGCGAUCUCCACACAGAAAGGGACGCUCCACGUCUUCCUGACCAAGCUGCCCAUCCUGGGUGGCAGCUUUGGUACCCGGCUGGCCUACCUCACCUCCCUGCUGGAGGUCACUGUGUCCAACCAGGUGGAGGAGGAGAGUCCAGUGACCAUAGAAGUGGAAGUAGAGCCUACUUUCAUUGCGAUGGGGCCGUACCAUGUGGCUGUGGGAAUGAACAACAGAGCCUGGUUCUACGCCUUGGUAGACCGAGAACCUGGUUUCAAUAAGCUGAAGGACAUUGAGUAUUUGGGGACGAUAGCCAGCAUGUCUCUUAACUCAGACUACGCAGCAGCACUGUUUGAAGGAAAGGUGCAGCUGCACAUGAUCGAAGGCAAAGACCAGGAUGAGAAGAAGCAGAUGAAGUUGUUUCCAGACAAUGACAGACAAGGUCGGAUCCUUUGCCACGCACUCACUGCUGACUUCCUCUACUAUGGCACUGAUUCAGGUAAUGUGGUGUGUGCCUUGGUGGAGGACUGGCAGAUUGUGAGCAGCUACAGCCACUCGGUUGGUGUGAGGAAAGUGUUCCCAGACCUAAAUGGCGCACGGCUGGUUUUCAUCGAUGACAAGAACUGCGGCUUCCUGCUCUCCCCUGCAAAUGCUACAGACUCCUGCUUUGAGCUCCCCAACUUCUCUCCCACCAUCACGGGAGUGCUGUGGGACAACUGGCAUGCUGACAGAGGAGUGUUUGUAGUUUAUGAUGAUGACAAGGUCUACACCUACGCCCUGCACAAAACCACCAUAUAUGGCCCCCGGGUGGUGUUGGUGGGGAGCACCCCACUCCCUUUUUCCCAGAAGCCUUUGCUCUUGUACAACGGGGAGUUGACAUGUCAGACGGAGAGCGGCAAGACCAGUGAAGUGUCUCUGAGCACACACGCCUUCCUCAAGAGACCAGGCGGCACAUCGACUGAUGCACCACCAGAGCCCGGCAAGCAGCUCGCCCAGGCGCUGAUGCUCAAGAGGUUCCAUGAAGCCUGUGGUCUGUGUAAGUCUGCAGGUAGUAACACAGACUGGCCAGAGGUAGGCAAAGCCUGUCUGGUCCACAUGGAGGUCGAGCUGGCCAUCAAGGUCUACCGCAUGAGCGGCAAUGUGGGCAUGGUCCUGUCACUGCAGGGCAUUCAGGGUAUAGAGGACAUGAAUUUACGGGCAGGACAUUUGGCCAUGUUUCUAGGUGAAUACAACCUGGCCCAGGACCUGUAUCUGUCCUCAGGCUGCCCAAUCGCUGCCCUCGAGAUGAGGAGAGACCUGUUGCAUUGGGACAGCGCUCUUAUGUUAGCCAAGAGGUUAGCGGAAGACCAAAUUCCCUUUAUAUCCAAAGAAUACGCUGUCCAUCUGGAGUUUAUUGGCGACUAUGUGAAUGCUCUAGCACACUAUGAAAAAGGCAUGACCCAAAAUGAUAAAUCUCCUCUUCCACCGCCCUCACCUUCCUCCAUCCCCCCCCUCGCUGUGCAGUUCCAGGAGCAUGACGAGGCGUGUAAAGCCGGUGUAGCCAGGAUGUCCAUCAGGAUGGGUGAAAUCAGGAGAGGAGCCGCUCAGGCAAUUCAGCACCCAAGCAGAGUCCUCAAGAAGGAAUGUGGAGCCAUACUGGAGAGCAUGAAGCAAUUCCCUGAAGCCGCUCAGCUCUAUGAAAAAGGACAGUAUUAUGACAAGGCUGCAUCGGUCUACAUUCGUUGCAAGAACUGGGCGAAGGUGGGAGAGCUGCUGCCACAUGUCUCCUCUCCCAAGAUCCACCUGCAGUACGCCAAGUCCAAGGAGGCGGACGGCAAGUAUAAGGACGCUGCACAGGCCUAUGAGAGCGCAAAAGACUGGGACAACGUGAUACGUGUGUUGCUGGACCACCUGAACAACCCGGAGGAGGCUGUUCGCAUCGUCAGGGAGACGCAGAGCAUCGACGGAGCAAAGAUGGUUGCCAGGUUUUUCCUGGGGUUGAACGACUACGGCUCAGCCAUCCACUUCCUGGUGCUCUCUCAGUGCAACGAUGAAGCUUUCCAACUGGCACAGCAGCACGGGCAAAUGGAGGUCUAUGCAGACAUCAUCGGUCCUGAGGCGACGCAGGAGGACUACCAGAGCAUUGCUCUCUACUUUGAGGGAGAGAAGAAACACCUGCAGGCUGGCAAGUUCUUUCAGAAGUGUGGGCAGUACAGCAGAGCCCUGAAACACUUCCUGAAGUGUCCCAACACUGAUGACAACCUGGCAGUCGAGAUGGCUAUAGAGACGGUGGGUCAGGCCAAGGACAGUUCUCUGACCAAUCAGCUGAUAGAUUACCUGAUGGGAGAGAGUGACGGCAUGCCCAAGGAUGCUAAGUACCUGUUCCGUCUGUAUAUGGCGCUGCAGCAGUAUAGGGAGGCUGCUCGCACCGCCAUCAUCAUCGCCAGAGAAGAGCAGUGUGCAGGGAACUACCGUAAUGCUCAUGACGUGCUGUUCAGCAUGUACACGGAGUUGCAGGCCCAGAAGAUUAAAAUCCCAGCUGAGAUGGCCACCAAUCUGAUGAUCCUCCACUCCUACCUGCUGGUCAAGAUUCAUGUAAAGAGGGGAGACCACCUAAAAGGGGCACGCAUGCUCAUUCGUGUCAGCAACAACAUCAGCAAGUUUCCUGCACAUGUUGUUCCUAUUCUGACAUCAGCAGUCAUCGAGUGUCACCGUGCCGGACUGAAGGACUCGGCCUUCAGCUUUGCCGCCAUGCUGAUGAGACCAGAGUACCGAAACGAGAUCGACCCAAAGUACAGGAAGAAGAUCGAGGCCAUGGUUCGACGUCCACACACAUCAGAGCUGGAGGAAGAAACUACUCCAUGUCCCUUCUGUGGCUUCCAGCUGCCACAGAACGAACUGCUGUGCAUCUCCUGCAAGAACAACCUGCCCUACUGCAUUUCCACGGGUCGUCAUAUGCUGAAAGAAGACUGGUCUGUGUGUCCUCAUUGUGAAUUUCCCGCCCUUUACUCUCAGUUCAUUCUGUUGCUGGAAACGGAGACGGUGUGUCCCAUGUGCUCGGAGACUCUGAGUGACAAACAGGUAAAGAAGAUCCCUGAUUGUUCCAAAUACCUGCAGACUGAUGAGCUGGAGCAGUAAAGAAAAAACAACCGAUCACAUGUAUAUAAAUGUCAAGCCUUUUUCUAUUUGUUUAAAUGUUCUAAUAUAUAUUUUUGGAUGGAUUGUAUGUAGCUUUUAGUUUUGUACCAUGUGAAAAACAUACCUGAAUUUCAAAGAUGAAUCAAAUAAAGAAUGCUGUAUAUUUAGGUGAAA
Molecule: messenger RNA, 4409 nt
Organism: Sebastes umbrosus (honeycomb rockfish)
Lineage: Eukaryota; Metazoa; Chordata; Actinopteri; Perciformes; Sebastidae
Gene: wdr19
Product: WD repeat domain 19
Exons: 36
Coding region: 135-4235 (1366 amino acids)
Biological process (GO): cilium assembly; intraciliary retrograde transport
Cellular component (GO): cilium; intraciliary transport particle A
Molecular function (GO): protein binding
Source: RefSeq, a predicted model, not a curated record